AGUGCGGAUCUACAAAGUUUGUCCGCUGCGGGGCACCGUAGUUGCCUUUACCUUAGCCGGACGGGCUGAUCUGAGCUGGGCGGCUGAAGCCCGUUUCAGCUUAGGAGACCCUGAUGGCUGCAGUGUUUCUAGUAACGCUCUAUGAGUACUCGCCGCUUUUCUACAUCGCGGUGGUCUUUACCUGCUUCAUUGUGACCACCGGCCUGGUAUUGGGAUGGUUUGGUUGGGAUGUUCCAGUAAUUUUGAGAAAUUCAGAAGAGACCCAGUUCAACACAAGAGUUUUCAAAAAGCAAAUGAGACAAGUCAAGAAUCCUUUUGGUUUAGAGAUCACUAAUCCAUCUUCAGCUUCAAUUACAACUGGCAUAACUUUGACAACAGAUUGCCUUGAAGAUAGCCUCCUUACAUGCUACUGGGGGUGCAGUGUUCAAAAAUUAUAUGAGGCUCUGCAGAAGCACUUUUAUUGCUUCCGAAUAAGCACUCCCCAAGCAUUGGAAGAUGCUGUGUAUAGCGAAUAUCUCUAUCAAGAACAGUAUUUUAUUAAAAAGGACAGCAAAGAAGAAAUAUAUUGCCAGUUACCAAAAGACACUAAAAUUGAAGACUUUGGUACAGUGCCCAGAUCUCGCUAUCCAUUGGUAGCGCUGUUGACCCUAGCUCAUGAGGAUGACCGAGAAAUUUAUGAUAUUGUUUCCAUGGUGUCAGUAAUUCAUAUUCCUGAUAAGAAUUAUAAGCUUUCCUGUAGAAUAUUAUAUCAAUAUUUACUCCUGGCUCAAGGUCAAUUUCAUGAUCUUAAGCAACUUUUCAUGUCUGCAAAUAAUAAUUCCACUCCCUCCAGCAAUUCCUCUCCAGAAGAAAAAAGCAUAGACCGAAGUUUGUUGGAAAAGGCUGGACUCUCCGAAAGUGAAGUAGAUCCUCCAGAGGAGAAUAGCAAAGACUGUGUUGUUUGCCAGAACGGGACUGUGAACUGGGUGCUCCUGCCCUGUAGACACACGUGUUUGUGUGAUGGCUGUGUGAAAUAUUUUCAGCAGUGCCCAAUGUGCAGGCAAUUUGUUCAGGAAUCUUUUGCACUUUGUAGUCAAAAGGAGCAAGAUAAAGACAAACUGAAAACUCUCUGAGGCUGUUGUUAAAACUGAAAAGUGUAUUUUCUACUGAAGAUGCAGAAACUUGUGUUCUUGGAACUAAUCAUAACAUGGAAUCUACAGUGUUAACCCUCAUUGAAAAUUGUAGUUUAUUUAACUUCAUAUUUGUAUGGUUCCUGGAUGAUGAAAGUUAAUUAUUUCUUCCUGUUCAGUGUGGUAAUAUUGGAAUGCCAUCUGUAUUAAUAUAUAAAAAUUCAUUCAGCUCUUGAGAGAAAUAUAAACGUUUGGCCUUUUAUCAGCUAGAGGAUUUCAUAUAACGUCAAUUAGAAAAAUUCUGAAAAGCAAUCCAUCUAAAAUUUGAGGAAGUAAAAGUCUUAAGAUUUCCAAACGUUUUUCCUUUAACAUAAUCUGGAAUACAGUUAGGAAAAAAUUGAAUUCCUAAUACAAGUGUAUGUUCCCCAGUUUAUAGAGGAGAUGGAAAGGGCUUCUAACUUUAUGUCCUUUCCUGAAAUAUCAGUUUUUAUAAAUAUCCAUCUGUUUGGUUUCUAAUUUUUCUUAUAAUCAUAGUCACAUGAACACAUCUUAAUUUUUAAAUAUAACUUCUUAUAUCAUAAAUGCAAUAUACAAUUCUUGACUGUUCUCAGUGUAUCAUAGAUUUAAAUGAUAUUUAUAGAAAACAUAUAAAAGAAGCAUAAUAAAAUUUCUUAGGUAGUUCAGUUUAUUGUCAAAUAUGAUUAAAUUAGCACACUGUGAUCUAUCUGGGAAGAUCUGUGAGACUCUUAAUCCUUACCUUAGAUUUCCUCCUGCACAGCAAAUCCAUCCAAAACUGGAGAGGUCUUAGAGCAAGAAAAAUCACUAAAAGAAACAAAUGACUAUUUUUUUUCUAGAGUAUUUUUAUUCCAAAUAAACCCCAUAUCCUUCUGGAUAGUAAAUUACUUUGCUCCCUUGUUAUAUCCUCAUAAGAGUUGAUAAAUCUGAUAGGCAAAAUGGCCCCAUCCCUCACUCCUUCCAAGAUGACUAAGAAAAAGGUAAAUCAGAGCUUCCUGUGUCUUCAGUGCAAAUUACCUUCAACUCACCAAGAAAUCAGAUCACAGCAAAUAAACUAUGACAUUCAGGGAGAUAUUCAAGGCUUUUUUUGUCAUGUUUUUAUGAAGAAUAAUGCUUUGUAUCAAUGUUUUUACAUAAUGUCAUUUCAUCCAAUCAAAUAUAGCACUCUCAAAAAGAUAUUACCUAUUUUCCAUUUUGUAAAACGAAUCAAACUUUGUUCAACAGCUGUGUAAUAAAUACCUUCUUGGAGUCAGA
Messenger RNA from Pteropus alecto (black flying fox), 2378 nucleotides. RefSeq names its product cell growth regulator with ring finger domain 1 (gene CGRRF1). The transcript has 6 exons. The coding region runs from base 114 to 1112 and encodes 332 amino acids. Lineage: Eukaryota; Metazoa; Chordata; Mammalia; Chiroptera; Pteropodidae. The record is from RefSeq and is a predicted model, not a curated record. Gene Ontology annotation, biological process: negative regulation of cell growth.